AUAUAUGCCCCUCAACGUUUCGCUCUCUGUUCAAAAGUUGAACUCCCGAAAACCCAAAUCGAGAGGGAGAUUGAGAGAGUGACAUGGCGGUUUUUCCCUUAGACGUGAUCGUGGAGAUACUAUCGCGACUUCCAGUGAAACCGCUUUUGCGUUUCAGGUGCGUUUCUAAACCGUUGUGCGCUCUUAUAGACAGUCACGAUUUCAUCAGAUCGCACCUGAAGCUUUCGGACGAAACCAGAAACCAUCUCAGCCUCAUACUCUGGAGUCGUAGCCUGUAUUCUGUGGACUUCGCUUCACUGGAUAAUGCCGUAGAGCUUGACCAUCCUUUGAUAUCUAGGGAUAACCGUACCGAGGUUCUGGGAUCUUCUGAUGGUUUGAUUUGUUUGAUUAAUUGCCCAGAUAUGGGCCCUAUGGCUAUUUGGAACCCAUCGACCAGAAGGUGCCACAAGUUACCAAUUUUAGAAUUAGAGUCACUGGGCCAGGUUACCGCUGAAGAUGAUAUGAUUUACGGUUUUGGAUAUGAUUCAGUUAAUGAUGAUUAUAAGGUAGUGAGCAUUUUUCAGAUGAUCGGAGAUCGUAAGGACUCUUUUGUCUCUUUUGUGAAGGUCUACAGUAUGAAGUCUAAUUCAUGGGGAAGGAUCCAAGAUUUCCCAUAUUGUCAUCCUUAUAAGUGGCGUUGUGGCGUGUUUGUUGGUAGUGCCUUACAUUGGAUUGUGAGACGAAUGCCCGAGGAUACUGCUAAUCUGAUUGCUGCAUUUGAUCUUACAAACGAGGACUAUAAAUUAGUGCCGCAACCUGAAUUUUCUGACAAUACUUUUCACAUGUAUAUAGCGGAGUUGGGAGGGUGUCUAUGCAUACUUUGCAAUUAUGACCCAGCCCGAUUUGAGGUCUGGGUGAUGAAAGAUUACGGAGUCAAGGAAUCGUGGAUUAAACUGUUUUCUAUAGCACAACCAGAAGAGAUUAGGUCAUUAGAUUUUGUGGUUCCUGUAGCUUAUUCAAAGAGUGGUUGUGAAGUCCUGUUGGUUCAAGAGCAUUACAAACUUGUUUCGUAUGAUCUCGAGCAUAAAACAAUUAAGAAGAUUAACAUUCUUGGAAUACCGAAUGAGUUUGACUUAGCAGUAUGUGUGGAAAGCCUUGUUCCACUCAAUGGAGGAGGUAAAACUUAUGGGAAGAAUCAGGGACAUGAAAGGGAGAAGAAGAAGAAGAAGAGGGACGAUUUCCUGUCAAAGGGGUUCAAACUAGUGCUUUAGGCAAGUGAAGGGAACUAUAAGUGAAGCCAGAAAUUAUAGUGUGAAGUGGGGAGGGUGUCUAUGAAUUUGCAAUCAUAACCAAGUUCAAGUGGAUGUGUGGGUGAUAAAAGAUUAUGGAGUGAUGGAAUCAUGGAGUCAACUGUUUUUUGUAGCACAGCCGAUUAGGUCAUUUGAAUUUGUAGUUCCUUUAGCUUACGCAAAGAGUGGUCAUGAAGUCCUAUUGGUUCAAGGAGAUAACACGCUUGUUUGGUAUGAUCUCGACCAUAAAACAAUUAAGAAGACAAACGUUCGUGGAAUGCUGAAUGAAAUUUGAAUUAUCAGCAUGUGUGGAAUGCCUUGUUCCAUUCAAUGGAGGUGGUGAAACUUAUGGGAAUAAUUAGGAAUUUGAAAGGAAGAGAGGUAAAUAUUAUAAGCCAUUGUUCUUUUCAAAUGGUAUCAUCUUUGAUUCACUAUUGCUAUUAGAACUGUGGCUCAU
Molecule: messenger RNA, 1725 nt
Organism: Rhododendron vialii
Lineage: Eukaryota; Viridiplantae; Streptophyta; Magnoliopsida; Ericales; Ericaceae
Product: F-box protein CPR1
Exons: 3
Coding region: 84-1250 (388 amino acids)
Molecular function (GO): protein binding
Source: RefSeq, a predicted model, not a curated record